GAAGAAGAAGCAGCAACACCCACUAAACUCUGCGUCUGGAGCGGGGCAGUCUCUCGCUGAUCGUCUCCAGUUGAUGCUGCUUAUUUAUCAGAGCACUGAUCUGACAUGACAUUUUAAACCCCGGACAUAAACAAACAAACACCGAAACUGCAAGUAGCCACACACCCUUCACCGCUCUGCCUUUCGUCAGAAACAGACAGACAGACAGCAGGUUGGAUGAGUGGGCCAAGUUUUAGCCCGCCUGCAGAGGUGGCAGAGAUAAACCGCAUCCAUUAUGAGCUGGAGUACACAGAGGGCAUCAGCCAGCGCAUGCGAAUACCGGAGACCCUCAAGGUGGCCCUGGAGAGUGGGGCGGGGUCCGUUCAGCUUCAGCCAUCUCUGCCAUUUCAUACAACCCUGAUGCAGGUUCCUGAAAGAAUCGUUGUUGCAGGUGAUGACGGAGAGUCCCGAUUUGUUCAACCAAGAGACUUGGAUCUAAUUCAGUCAGUUCCAUCUGUGGACCUGCUGGGCAUGAAGGCCCCCCCACGUGUCCUCACCCUUACAGAACAGCCUCUGGACUCUCUUGAAACAGAGCAAACUGCCAACUCACAGAGUAAUCCCACCCAAGCUGCCAGUUAUAACACCCGAUCUCGGAGGGAACGCAGUGCAAGUGAGAACAUAUCUGGUCGUCACAGUAGUCACAUCAGCAGGGGGGAUACAAGUGUAAUCCCCUCCCCUUCCGCCCCCCCAGUCCGCUUGUGUCCCCCCCUCUGUUCUCCAGAAGACGCAAACAUCAACCUGUUUACAGCUGCGGGCUUUCUGUCUUACGUUCAGUCAACGACACGCCGCGCAUACCAGCAGGUCCUCGAACUCUUGGACGACAGCCACCGGAGAACCCAUUUGGACAUGGCUCUGGAUAUAAACCCUGAUGAAUCUGGCUUAGUUGAUGCGUCAUCGUUGCGACGUCAGAUUGUGAAGCUCAACAGGCGCCUGCAGCUGCUGGAGGAAGAAAACAAAGAGCGCUCCAAACGGGAGGUCAUCCUGUAUUCUGCUACGGUGGCUUUCUGGCUCAUUAACACAUGGAUCUGGUUACGUCGCUAAACUGGGAUCUAGCCUGAGUCCCUAAAACACUGGAAACCAAAGUAAAUCCUUGCUCAGUCUGCAUGGGUCUCUUCUGACAUUCCACAAUAAUUGAAGAAAACUUCUGAGUUGUUCUGGGAUUAUGGUUUUGAGUUUAACUCUGACAAGGAGCACCAUGGUGUGUAGUCUACAGUGCACCCAGAAAGAGUUCACAGCACUUAACAUCUGAUAUUACAGCCAUAGAGGGAAAUCAUUGGGAGGGACUGGGGGGGUCAGGAAGCCCCUCCCCUCCCCAAUCUAUCUAGAUGUGAGAGGCAGGUUGUACCCCGAACAGCCAGUUUUGAGAUCAUACAAUUAAAAAAAACUAAGGAAUCACAUGUAUAUAAGUAUUCACAGCCUUUGCUUAAUACUUUGUUGACGCACCUUUGGCAGAAACUCGAGCCUCAUGUCUUGAGGCUAGAGUUGAAUAUGAUGCCACCAGCUUGGCACACUUGUCUUUGAGCCAUUUCUCUUCAGCAGGAACAUCAGAGCACAGCCUUUUUCAGGUCUCUCUCAAAUGGUUCAGUUGGAUUCAUGCCAGGGCUCUGGCUGUACCAUACCAAUGACAUUUACAGAGUUGUCCUAAAGAGUCACAUCUUUUAUACACAAGGACGUUCUCCCCUGAUGGCUCUGUGUAGAUAGCUGGCCAGCCUUUGAAGGGUCCAGGUGGUUCCAGAUUAUUUUUGCCUUUAAGGAGAAAGUGGUCCACUGUGCUCACUGGGACCUUCAGAGCAGCAGAAAUGUUUCCCAGAUUUUCCUUCCCUAGAUUUGUGUCUUGAGACAAUCCUGUCUCUGAGGUCUACAUACAUUUCCUUAUGUCUUCAUGAUUGGUUUGUUUUCUGAAAUGAGCCGUCAACUGUGGCACCUCAUAUAGACAAGUGUGUCUAUAUAUAUCAUGUCAAAUCAAACGGUUGUCAGUACAUUUGAUUUGUUAGCUUUUAAAUUUUAUAGAUUUCCAACAUUCUCGGGGGGGGAAAAAAAACUUUUUUCAUAUCAUUAUUAUGGAGUGUUGUGUGUUGAGUUUUGAGGAAAAAAGAGAAUUGAAUCCAUUUAGGAAUAAGGCUGUAACAACAAAAUUUGAAAAAUAAAGUGUUGUGAAUACUU
This is a messenger RNA of Fundulus heteroclitus (mummichog), 2202 nucleotides long. RefSeq names its product mitochondrial fission factor homolog A. Bases 217 to 1080 code for a protein of 287 amino acids. The record is from RefSeq and is a predicted model, not a curated record. Lineage: Eukaryota; Metazoa; Chordata; Actinopteri; Cyprinodontiformes; Fundulidae. The transcript has 7 exons. Gene Ontology annotation, cellular component: peroxisome; mitochondrial outer membrane. Gene Ontology annotation, biological process: positive regulation of mitochondrial fission.